Harmonia axyridis is the source of this 3026-nucleotide messenger RNA. RefSeq names its product E3 ubiquitin-protein ligase RNF13-like. The record is from RefSeq and is a predicted model, not a curated record. The transcript has 6 exons. Gene Ontology annotation, cellular component: nucleoplasm; cytoplasm. Bases 444 to 1634 code for a protein of 396 amino acids. Lineage: Eukaryota; Metazoa; Arthropoda; Insecta; Coleoptera; Coccinellidae.
AAUCUGACAAUAUUGACAGAUGUCACAUGUUUGGUUAAAUAAAUGCGAUUUAGUUUGACAACCGUAAAAUGGAUAAUUUUCAGAAUCGGUAUUUUGGAAUAUAUUUUAUUUGCAUUGAAAAUUGAAAGUUCUGUUAAAUUCUCUCGUCUUUCCUGAUGAUUAAUCUUUUCAUUUAUUAAUUGCGAAGUGCUUCAAUCCUACAAUUGUCUUUUGUGUCGUAGUAAAUAGUACGUGAAGGUUGUCAGAUCAGUAAUACAUUUUGACAUCUGUAGGCAUUAUAAAUAAUGUUAUCAAUUAGAUAAAUUACGUUAAUUAUUAAUUUUUCUCUUAAUAUUUGCAAGCUUGUCGACCAUUUAGUCUUACAUGAAAAGAUUCAGAGUUUAAGGAAGUUCUUUCACCAUUUUUUUAAUAGAUUUAUGUAAUGUGAAGAGAAAAACUCAAACAUGUUCAAAAAUGCAGUAGUGAUUAUUUCAUAUAUUCUUCUGUACUUAUUCAACACCUGUAAGGGCGAAAUCUAUGCAAUUAGAUUCGAUUCUCAAUUCUACUUUCAACAAUUUGAAGAUGUACCUGCUACUUUUGGGCCAAAUCUUGCAGAAGGAGUUGUAAGAGGAAUAUUAGUAGUAUCUGAACCUGAACAUGGAUGUUCCCCUGUUAAACCCAUACCACCUGCUGUACCCCCCGAAAAUGAAACAGGAAAAUGGAUUUUGAUUGUUCCACGUUAUACUCAAGUUAAAAACUGUUCAUUUGAGGAUAAAGUCCGUAUUGCACAAGCGGCUGGAUACAAGGCUCUAAUUGUCCAUAAUGUAAACUCUAAUCAGCUUGUUCCAAUGUAUGCAGAAAACAGCACAGGCAUUGAAAUACCGUCAGUGUUUGUGAGUGCAGAUGAUGGUGAAACGCUAAAGAAGAACUAUUCGAAUUUGGACUACUUCCUUGUCAUCACAGCAGAGUCUCCAUUCAAUAUUAAAACACAUCUUCUCAUUCCCUUUGCCAUAGUGGUUGCUGUUUGUUUUGCUGUCAUGAUUAUUUUUAUGAUUGUUAAAUGUAUAAAAGACCGAAGACGGCAAAGGAGGCAUAGAUUACCUACAUCAUCUUUAAACAAAAUACCAACGAAGAAAUAUCAGAAAGGGGACCCUUAUGAGACCUGUGCCAUAUGCUUGGACGACUUUAUCGAAGGGGAAAAACUGCGAGUGCUUCCUUGCAAUCAUGUUUAUCACACUAAAUGUAUUGAUCCAUGGUUAACUAAGAAUCGGAGAGUAUGUCCUAUAUGCAAACGUAAAGUGUUUGCGGAAAAUGAAUCUCAACACUUCAGUGACAGCGAAUCUGAGUCAGAUGAUACAGCACCACUCAUAAAUUCAUCCAAUAGAGGAACACAAGGAGGAACUUUCACUCAUCAGACAGAAAAUCCAAUUUUGAGGGCACAACGUUCGGCAUCUCAGUUAGGUACAACUGCUCAUGCUCUGGUAAUGGCAUCUGAUCAUCACAGCAUUAAUGGGGAUUUACAUAGUAGUAGUAGUAGUGAAGAUUCUACUGAUCCCAGACAUUAUUCAGAUUCCUUUUUAGAUUCUUUAGAAGUGCAAAUACAUAACAAUGUUGCUUCCUCAAGCGGUAACCAUAACCAAAAUUAUAAUUUAUAAAAGGAAUAAUUUGUUCUUAUAAAUAUUUGGGUAUAACUACAAAGCAGAAGGUUUUCUUUGGUUGUUAGAAAAUAUAAGAAUUGAUAAUUGAUCCAGAAUGUUUCUUUCGUCAAGAAAUCUUUGGUGUGAAAAUGACGUUUAUAAAAAUCUUGUUGCAAUAGUAAAAUAUUUUUAAGACCUAAUUGUAAAUAAUUCGGUUGGUUUUUGUUUGUGGAGAAUUUAUUUUUUUUAUAAUAAACACAUGAAAAUUAUUAACUUCAGAUAUGAAAUUUUGUUAGGAAAUCCCUCAAGAUCUAGAUCUGUAUGAAAUCAGUUCCAUUCUUUUUAUCUGAUGUAUGUGGAAAUUUAGUACGGAAACAAAGACUGUCUUAGACAUAGAGCUGUGUUUUAUGUCUAAAAGAAAGAAGAAAUGAUUCAUUUCACCCAAUGUUUUUUAGGAAAUUUGUGAUUUGUGGGAUGUAUCAUUUGAUUUAUAUCAAACUUUUUUGACGUUGUAUAUAAGCUGUAGAAGUUGUUCUAUCUGGGCUGAAUUAUCAUUUUUUUAGAAUGAAAAUAGGGAAUAUGAGGUUAAUAACAAAUAAGCUGAGAUGAUUCGAUUCAAAACAUCUAUUAAUUAAAUAUGGCAACUAGUUUUCUAUUUUGCAGAGGAGAACUUUCGCCUGCAUAUUUUGGCAUUCACUAAAUUUCUGACAUAUUUCUUCUUAAUUCAGAUUUAAUCUUUUGUACUGCUCAUCUAGUCACAAAGUUUUGAUCAAACAUGUAUAUGCAUAUAUUUUUCACGUUGAGGAUUGAUAAGAACUCGAGUUCAAUUCGAUUGAAGUUGGUUCCACAGUGGGUACGUUCAAAUACAUUACCCCUUGAGAGGUAGAUGUUUUCUAAAACUGAAAUCACACCUCUUAGUUGGUGCUUUUUGCAUUGUAAGUUAACAAAUAUUUACCUUUAUUUUAAAAAUACUCUAUAUUGCCAAAUAUUGUUUAGUAUAAUUUCUCUUAGAAAGGAUCACAAAGUAAGUAUCGAAAUUUCAUCUUAUUCUCCUGGGCUAAUGUUGAUAAUAAUUGAAACUUAAAAAAGAAAGAAUUCCAGCGAUUGAUAUUCAAGCAGAACUAGAUAUUUAGGUCGUUAUGAAAUUCAUGAAUUCCUUAGUUUGUAUGAAAAGGCCUUUAUUCUCAAGUAAAUAAGAUCAAUAAAAAAUGUAGAGGGUAAACAUAUUGUGCUGCUCUCAGUAGUAGGAAUAUAAUAAUAACCAUUGAGAAAUUAUGGGGAAUAUUGAGAAAUUUCGAAAUAUCUUGAAUCAAAUAAGUUUAUUGUUAUAUUAAUUUUAAGCUCUUUAACAUUAAAAAAUAAAUGUAAUUCCUGAUGUGAUAAAAUUUAAAUAUAUGACUUUUUGAAAUA